Messenger RNA from Didymella exigua CBS 183.55, 1231 nucleotides. Its product is annotated as ferredoxin reductase-like protein. Lineage: Eukaryota; Fungi; Ascomycota; Dothideomycetes; Pleosporales; Didymellaceae. Gene Ontology annotation, molecular function: cytochrome-b5 reductase activity, acting on NAD(P)H. The coding region runs from base 92 to 955 and encodes 287 amino acids. Gene Ontology annotation, biological process: ergosterol biosynthetic process. The record is from RefSeq and is a predicted model, not a curated record. The transcript is spliced from 2 exons.
ACUGGUACAUGCCCUUGAGCACUUCAUUGCCCAACCAAAGAACCAACAACUAGUCACCCCUGCACUGAGACAUCAUCCACCUUACUCCAUCAUGUCCGCUCUUUCGCUACGACUCGUCCGACCAACAGCAAUCCUCGCCGGUGUUGCGAUAGGUGGUACCAGCUACGCUUUCGUUCGCAGCGUCCACGCAGACACAGGAGCUCCAGCAAAAGUGUUCGGGCGAGUUCCAGCCUUUGUUUCGUUACCACUCGAAAGCAGCGAACAAGUGAACCACAACACAAAGCUUCUCCGAUUCAAGCUGCCGCACGACAGCGACGUUAGUGGCCUCUCCUUGACAUCCGCGGUGCUCACAGCUUCUUGGCCAAAAGGCAGCUGGACGCCUGUUGCACGACCUUACACCCCAGUGUCUCCCUCAGAUGAACCCGGAAAGCUCGAUCUCCUGGUCAAGCGCUAUCCCGGCGGCAAACAAAGCACACACCUACACUCCCUGUCACCCGGCGAUAGUCUCCUGUUCGUGGCCGCACUACGGAGCCAUCAGUGGAAACCCAACUGCGUGCCGCAUGUGACACUGAUCGCUGGCGGUUCUGGUAUCACGCCUAUCUACCAGCUCGCAAGAGGCAUCUUGAGCAACCCAGAGGAUAAGACCAAGAUCACACUAGUAUACGCUGCAAAUUCAGAAGAGGAUAUUGUGCUGAAGAAGGAAUUCGACGGUUUUCAGAAUGACUUUCCGGGGAGGUUCGAGGCUGUGUACGCUGUCAGUCAACCAGCCGAGGGAUCGACAUUCCGGAGGGGCCGCGUGUCCAAAGAGCUGUUGUCUGAGGUCACACAGUCGAAGGACGGGAAAGUAUUCGUGUGUGGGCCGCCUGCCAUGGAGACCGCGCUCAAGGGUGACAAGAAGACAAAGGGAAUCCUGGAGGAGUUGGGAUACAGGAACGACCAGAUACACUCUUUUUAAGCCUCAUGUGUAGACCAGCGAUUGUACGAGUACUGUGGGAUAUUAGGUGUUCCAGCAAACUUACACAUGACGGACGAUUCACUAUAUUGCAAGUAUGAGAGAAUUGGUUCGCUGGACUUGAAGACCUGGUCGAAGAGUGACAGCAAGGAAUAUCUACCAACAUCUACUCAAGGCACCGUCGAUAUUCCACCUCCAUCUCCUAGGGAACAAUGUAACAGCUGAAUGCACUGUGCAGGUCUAGUAUUUGCUAACUAUGUCUCAACACUGUUCAACUGU